CGCAAAAACGACGCCCAGAGCGACGCUACUGUUAGACAUCGAGGAUGAAGAGCGGGUAAUUAGCUCACAUGCUAUAACGCGAUAGCAGCUAACGGACACAUGGUUCAUAAGUGUUGCAGCUCAGAGUCGGCGUGAGCGCGAUCGGGACGAGACGCCGUUAUCAGUGUGUGAGCGGCGACAGGAACAUCAGCUCAGAGACGUAACCAGAAAACACUCCGGCUGCUUUACCGAGCCGUGUGUGUGUGUGUGUGUGUGAGAUCCGAUUCCUCACCCUGACGACGAUGAGAUUAAACUGGAGUCUGUGUUUAUUAUUCUCACAUGAAGACUGAAAGGAUGAUCUCAGGUUUCGCCGUAGCUGCGAUUCUCCUCCUCGUGAGAAGCGUCUCGUCUUCCUGCAGCUGCUCGAGGUCGGCGUCUUCAGGCCUGAGUUUUAACUGCAGCUCUCAGGACCUGGACCGAGUUCCUGACGUUCCGCCGAUCACCACCGAGCUUUAUCUACAGCACAACCACCUGAUCACGGUUCCUCCAGGAUUCUUCGACACGUUACCGAAGCUCCGCCUGGUGGAUCUGUCAGGGAACCCCUUCCACUGCAGCUGCAACAUUCAGUACCUGAGAGCCUGGCUCCUCAACAACCAAGGUGUGAGCACAGCUCAUCCUACGUGUUCGACACCGCCGUCUCGGGCACGCAGAGCAAUCGCGAGUCUUGACGACACAGAGUUCUCGUCCUGCGCGAGUAAGCCGUGCCCCGGCGUGGGGUAUAACCUGGCGUUAGGGCUGAUGCUGUGUGUAAUCCUGGGCUUGUUGCUGUGGAGCCUCCGCCUGGCCAAAGGGCUACCAGUUAUUCUGGGCAUCGGCGAAAGGCACAACAGCUUCCGGGCCGAGACCCUGCGCUCGCUCAAACCCAAACACAGAGCCAAGGCCAGAAGGAGCGAGGACCUAGAGACGCCGCUGCUCGACAUGGACAUCCUCCCACAGAUCAUCGACACGCUCCACAGACAACACAACAUCAAGAUUAAAGAAAUGUGAAUCAGACCUUUCGGUUCUACUCAUGUUUAAAGCUCAAGCUUUUCCUAAACUAAAAUAAACUCAAAUAAAGCUGG
Clarias gariepinus (North African catfish) is the source of this 1100-nucleotide messenger RNA. RefSeq names its product glycoprotein IX (platelet) (gene gp9). The transcript is spliced from 3 exons. Bases 319 to 1026 code for a protein of 235 amino acids. The record is from RefSeq and is a predicted model, not a curated record. Lineage: Eukaryota; Metazoa; Chordata; Actinopteri; Siluriformes; Clariidae.